This is a messenger RNA of Lontra canadensis (Northern American river otter), 1164 nucleotides long. It is a transcript of the gene CUNH8orf48, whose product is annotated as chromosome unknown C8orf48 homolog. The transcript has a single exon. The record is from RefSeq and is a predicted model, not a curated record. Bases 203 to 1105 code for a protein of 300 amino acids. NCBI's taxonomy places the organism in Eukaryota, Metazoa, Chordata, Mammalia, Carnivora, Mustelidae.
CCGUAGCCCGGAAGCGGAUCCUUGCAGAGCUGCCUGCUGUAAGACCGACCCCUGUGGACUCCCUUGUGACCAGUUCCUGAGCCCGUCUUAAUCAGGGCAGAGCAGAUGAGGAGCCCAGAAUGAUGCAAAGUGAUAGCCAUUCGCCUAGAAGCCUGGGAAUUGAGGAGAGCAAGGGGAACUGGCCCAAACGGACAUCAGGGCUAUGGGAGACCUUUCUGUUGGGACCUUUACUGAUGAGGUCCAGAGUUCCAGUUCUUUCAGCUCUUCCGGAGGACUGCAGCCCUGGUCCCAUGCCUCUGGGAGCACAUCUGGGAGUGGAAAGACCACUACACGCUUGGAGUAUCGAGAAGGACAAUCUGAGCUUUCAGACUGCCAAAAUAAUGAAAAGAAAUUCAGUAGAAAAUGGAUCAACCAUCUCAAGGGCAAAGAAACGAACUCUGGACAGCACCAGUCAGACACUAAACUUCAAACAGAAACCACUUGGGUAUCUGAUGAAGAACUGAAUGCCCUGCAGUCUUUUUGUGACAUUAAAAUCAACCUGAUCCAUCACAGAGCAAACUCCAAGGAGAAAAAGGGCAGCAGACGUAAAAGGCUACAGCUUAGAUUGGAUGCAGAGGUUUCAGAGAAAGAUGCCUUAAACUGUGCCGUUCCUGAUGAACUUUUGAACAGAAUCUACCUAAAAAACAUGAGGACAACACCAAAACAGGUGGCGACAGCUAAGCAACACAUUUCUUCUUGGUGUCCCCACUGCAACAGAAAAAGAGCAGAACUGGCCCAAUCUGCCUUUCUGCGACAGAAGAAGACUUUGCUAGAGUCCCUUCUACUCCAAGAGAAGAUAGACAAACAUCUUUAUACCAAAGACUUUCUUACCCGUAUUGGAGAUGCACAUCAGGAAGGUUUUCCUAGGCUUUCAGAUGACCCCAGAAUAAUCUGGAAAAGACUGAAUGAGAAAAGUCAGAUCAGAUACUAUAGUUUUGAAAGGUCAGAUAGAGAGCAGAUGCGGCAGAAUGAAAAAAGCGCUUGUCACUCACCCUUUCUCUGCUGCUUGACCAAGCCACCUACUCUAUCCAAACAGGAGAUGGUGUUUACCAAUGAUAAUGUGUAAUGUGGAUAAAUGUUUCUGUUGUGAAUUUGAAUAAUCAUCAUUUUUACAGGUACUUGGGA